Pseudogymnoascus destructans is the source of this 3621-nucleotide messenger RNA. RefSeq lists its product as uncharacterized. Lineage: Eukaryota; Fungi; Ascomycota; Leotiomycetes; Thelebolales; Thelebolaceae. The transcript is spliced from 2 exons. Gene Ontology annotation, biological process: photoreactive repair. The coding region runs from base 1227 to 3287 and encodes 686 amino acids. Gene Ontology annotation, molecular function: FAD binding; damaged DNA binding; deoxyribodipyrimidine photo-lyase activity. The record is from RefSeq and is a predicted model, not a curated record.
UGUGAAACUUCAUUGUACAACUUCUUCGCUUUACCACAUCGCGAAUACAUUGGACGCACAUAAUAUCACCGGCCAAUAUAGCAUUGACGCAGAUACCACCUCAUAUCUCAGCGGCGGUGAUGCAAUCACGAACCUCCAAGAAUGACAUCGUACAGUAUAGCACAGUACAUCCGGACACGCCAACUGAGACAUACAUUCUGAAAUACAUUCUGACAUACAUCCUGACAUACAUACGGAGAUCCUGAGUUAAGUGUGAAUUUGUAGGGUCAUCGCCCCCCCGCGACGGCAAUGAAAAAGCGAGCGCUGGGAGGCUCUAUCUAGUCUAGCUGGGGGGAUCUCAAGGACCCAAGUCCUCGUUCCCGAAGACGAACGCGCGCGCUCGGCCUCAACGCCGUCGACAAACUAAUGAGUGGGCAGAUGGGCAUAAACGCGCUAAGCUGCCUCGAUGAACUCGAUGGGCCACACAUACUGCCCAUCAUUGGACGCCUCAGGGUGAUGAUGUUCAGACUACAGGGGCUAUUCUCUGUUGGAUGGAUGGAGCAGGAACUGGGCAUCGCGAUGCAGAAAUCCGCUCUGUGUCUCUCCUCUCCACCACUGCCUUUUACACACCCCGUCUCACUUGUUCCACAACUCCCGAUCUCCUCUCCGUCCCUCCGUGCUCGCUUCCAUCUUACUCCAUCACCAAGUUUCCCCCACGCCCUCAGCUCCUAAAUUGAAGGGGAUGCAGCCGUGGUGAUAGUUCGUGACAGAGGCGCCGCGAAGGAGAUCUCCCUCACCACCCCCCAUUCUCCGUGCCAAUCCAACUGCGGCUGAAGCUCAUGGAGUCCACGUUUGGACACCGCCGGUGGGACGCUCCCUGAGCGUCGGGAAUGGCGUGCGGCGCUCAUAGGCCGAGCGCGGUGCAGCUGGACCCCAUCUAACCCGCUUUUGCAUUCCGCGGGGACCUCGGGAGGCUGCCUCGACGCGGGCCCCUUGGGACUGGUGGCACCAUGUGUGACCGACGCCAUUCUGCGGGCCCUUCCUUCGGGCUCAGGAGCUUGCUCAGACUUAUGUCAUCAGCAUAGCUAGAUGCUAUAUAACAAGCUCAUGGCUUGUCGGUGCUUCUGCCCUUAGUUUGCCAGCUCUAAGUCGACAUCGAUACUGCCAUGAUUCCGCGAGGUCCUGUCAGAUCCAAUCUUCUUCGACCUCCAGUUUUAUUGUUGGACGUGUGAGAGACACAAAGAACGAUGACGCCGCCAAAUAUUCUCAUCUAUCUCUUACGGAGGGACCUCCGCCUAGAAGAUAAUCCAGUCUUUCAUACUGCGGCUACUGAUGCCGCUAAAACAUAUACGCACCUCCUCCCCGUCUAUGCUUUCCCGGCGCAGCAGAUAGAAGUCUCUGGUUUCAUCCCAAAAGUCUCUGAGGAGAAGAGUCCGUAUCCCGAGGCACGAUCCAGCAUCAGCAAGUUCUGGAGAUGCGGGCCGCACCGGGCUAAAUUCAUAGCGGAGAGUGUUUGGGAGUUAAAGGAAACCCUUGGAAAUGUGGGCAGCGGACUCGAGGUAAGAGUUGGCAUGUUAAGCGAUGUUCUGAAAGAUCUCUUAGCAGGGUUCAAAUUUAAUGGGAAAGGGGUGAAUAUCGCUGCUGUGUGGAUGACUGCCGAAGAAGGCGUCGAGGAGAAACUUGACGAGAAAGAUUGCAAGACCAUUUGUGACGCGGCAGGUGUCGACUUCAAGUUGUGGAAGGAUGAGAAGUACUUCGUAGAUGACGAUGAUGUCCCGCUCAAAGACAUCAGUGAGCUUCCAGAUGUUUUCACCACCUACCGAAAGCUUGUUGAACCACUCCUCAAUGCGCCUCGGGCUCUCCUACCCACGCCGGCCAAAGGUACACUACCACCGUUACCUCCAAUGUCAAUAAUUCCGCCUCAAUCUCCACCAUUCGUUAUACCAAACUCUUACGAAGAUCUUGAAUCAUCUCUCCUCUCACCCAUAUCCCAAUCGCCUCUCCCCACAUUCCCACUGCGCCCAAGCUCCAUGCCACCAUCCCCCACCCUCCACGGCGGAUCCCAGGCCGCCAAAUCCCGACUCCUACACCUCCUCGAAUCCGGCGCCAUCACCACCUACAAAGACACGCGAAACGACCUUAUGGGCGCAGACUACAGCGUGCGCCUCUCUUCCUACCUCUCUCAAGGCUGCAUCACAGCACGUCAAAUACACGACUCCCUCGUCUCAUUCGAAUCUGGCGACUCCAACCUCCCCUCCUGCGCCUCCACUCCUGGCUUCGGCAAGGGCGAGACGGGCGGCACGUCAGCCAUCCGGUACGAACUCCUCUGGCGCGACUACAUGCGCCUCUGCACACGAAAAUACGGUGCACUCCUCUUCUCCAUCGGCGGCUUCCGCCGCGACUUCUCGCAACCAUGGACCACACCCUCGACUGAUCCCGCCAGCUCAGCAGCGCUCGCGCGCUUCCUCAACGGAACAACCGGUACAGGACUCAUCGACGCGAGCCAGCGCGAGCUAGCGCUAACGGGAUACACAUCCAGCCGCGCGCGGCAGAACGUCGCCAACUUCCUCGCGAAGCACCUCGAGCUUGACUGGCGCCUGGGCGCAGAGUGGUACGAGUACGCGCUCGAGGACUACGACGUCAGCAGCUGCUGGGGCAACUGGCAGUACGUGGCUGGUGUGGGAAAUGACCCGCGCGGCGACGGUCGCAGCUUUAAUCCUAUUAAGCAGUCGUGGGAUUAUGACCCGAAGGGGGAGUACUGUCGCGCUUGGAUCGUGGAGUUAGCGGGGGUGGGAGAGCAUAAUGGCGGGUUGGAGCUUAGUCUAGGGGAGUGCUUUCAGGCGUGGACGAUGUCGAAAGAGAGACAGGUGUGUUUGGGGAUUCAUGGUCUAGAGUGGGUGAGGACGCCCCUGAAACCGAUUGAGUUCACGGUUGAGCGGAAGCAGAAGGGGGCAAGACGAGCGGAUGGAGUAGAGGGGCAGGGUUAUAGGGGUGGGCGGGGUGUUGGGAGAGGAGGUCCGAUGGGCCCGCAGAGAGGACGUGACAGUGGGUAUGGUGGCGGUGGAGCGUAUGGUGGUGGUGGGCCAGCAUAUGGUGGGGGUGGACCGUAUGGCGGCGGUGGAGUGUACGGUGGUGGCGGCGGGUAUAGCGGUGGUGGUCCAUAUGUGGGUGGCUACAUUACUUAUAACACUCGCGGCGACUGGAACCCCCGCGGUAAUGAGCGUCCGAGAGGCCCUUCCCUUCGGGGGAGGGGAGGCAAUGGAGGCCGAUGGGGGCACGGUGUUACGAACCCCGUAUUAGAAGGGUAGCUGAGGCUCAUCCUAACGGAGGUGUUGCUGAUGCGGGAGUAUAUGGACAGUCUACCACGGCUUGACUUUGGGUGGGCGAUGCGUAGCUUGCCAAGCAUUGUUGUGUUUUUGCUGCUUUUGAUAAGGUUGGGGGGCUGCUACGGUAAUAAUGCAGGUCGUUGUUUGCAUUUAGAGGUUAGGAUGUUCCAUUUCGCCGCUAUUUACCUUUUACGGUUUCGAUUUACCCAGGUCGUUUAGGACAAAUCAUCCCAUAUAAUAAGAGUUAUAUAGGGUCUCGUAGUAGUUACCUUGAUAGACUAGCAAUUGCUCCAGAAGUGAUAAAAAUAAAAGAGGA